This is a messenger RNA of Meloidogyne enterolobii, 2765 nucleotides long. NCBI's taxonomy places the organism in Eukaryota, Metazoa, Nematoda, Chromadorea, Rhabditida, Meloidogynidae. The record is from the annotation of a GenBank genome assembly.
AUGCUGAAAAAGCUGCUGAAAAGUUAUCCAGUUCUUGUUCGUGCUGCUUAUGCUCUUGGUGGCCUAGGGUCUGGAUUUGCAACAAACAAAGAAGAAUUAAAUGUAAUUGCAAAACAAGCAUUUGCUCAUUCUAAUCAAGUACUUAUUGAUAAAAGUAUUCAAGGAUGGAAGGAGAUCGAAUAUGAAGUUGUUCGCGAUGCCUAUGACAAUUGCAUUUCUGUCUGCAACAUGGAAAAUAUUGAUCCAGUUGGGAUUCAUACGGGAGAGUCCAUUGUUGUCGCACCAUCACAAACGUUGAAUGAUCAUGAGUACUUUAUUUUGAGGGCAACUGCGUUGCGGUAUUAUAUAAUCGAAGUGAAUGCUCGUUUGUCGCGUUCGUCUGCAUUAGCAAGUAAAGCCACUGGCUAUCCUCUCGCUUAUAUUGCUGCUAAAUUGGCACUUGGCGCAUCACUGCCAGAACUACAAAAUUCUGUUACUGGCGAAACUACAGCUUGUUUUGAGCCUUCUCUGGAUUAUUGUGUUGUAAAAGUUCCUCGAUGGGAUCUGGGAAAAUUUGCUCGUGUUAGUACGAAGAUAGGUAGUUCAAUGAAAUCUGUUGGGGAAGUUAUGGCUAUUGGGCGUUCCUUUGAAGAAGCACUUCAAAAGGCCCUCAGAAUGGUUAAUGAACAUUAUGAAGGGUUUUCUCCUUAUUUAUUCAAAAGAAAAGUUGAAAGAGCGGAUUUGCAAGAACCAACUGAUCUUCGAAUUUUUGCUUUAGCUAGAGCUCUUUUCUCUGAGGAAUUGAAAUGUGACGCUGGUCAGGAUUAUAUAGACUUUGUUUAUAAACUUUGCAAGAUCAAUAAAUGGUUUCUUCAUCGUAUGCGUAAUAUUGUUGAUAUGUACAAACGUUUAAAACAUCAUUGUUCGCAAUAUUGUUCGGAGAAAAUUAAAUAUAAUAAGCAUACUUUCCCUUCAUUGUUAAGAGAAGCUAAACAAAUUGGAUUUUCAGAUGCUCAAAUUGCUAAACUUAUCGAUAGUACUGAAUUGAAUGUAAAGAAUCUGCGAAAGCAAUUUGGCAUUUUUCCUUAUGUCAAACAAAUUGAUACAGUGGCUGCAGAAUGGCCUGCAAAAACGAAUUACUUAUAUUUAACUUAUAAUGGAAAUGAACACGACAUCGACUUUUAUGAAAAUACUGAUAGUGUUAUUGUUCUCGGUUCUGGCGUAUACCGAAUUGGUUCUUCUGUUGAAUUUGAUGCUUGUUCCGUAGGAUGUAUAGAAGAAUUAAAGCGAAUGGGUCGUCAAACUAUUAUGAUUAAUUGCAAUCCAGAAACAGUUUCAACAGAUUAUGACAAAUGCGAUCGGCUUUAUUUUGAGGAAAUUUCGUUGGAAGUUGUUUCACAAAUUUAUGAGUAUGAACGACCGAGUGGAAUUAUUCUUGCUUUUGGCGGGCAAGCUGCGAACAAUAUUGCCCUUUCACUGGAUUCUAACUUGACUGGAUUAAAUUUUCGUGUUUUUGGCACUGCUCCUAAAUUUAUUGAUGAAGCUGAAGAUCGUUUUAAAUUUAGCAGAGCAUUGGAUGAACUAAAGAAUGCAAAAAACACUUCGGAUGCCGAAUCAUUUUGUAACUCUGUUGGUUUUCCAUGCUUAAUUCGGCCAAGCUAUGUUUUAUCUGGAGCUGCGAUGAACGUCGCACAUUGUGUUGAAGAUUUACAUCAAUUUUUGAAUGUGGCACACAGCGUAGCUGAUGAGCGAACUGUUGUUGUAAGCAAGUUUAUUGAAAAUGCUAAAGAAAUCGAUGUCGAUGUGGUUUGUCUAAAUGGGAAAGUUUUGUGUAUGGCAAUAUCUGAACAUGUUGAGAAUGCUGGUAUUCAUUCUGGAGAUGCAACUUUAGUCACUCCUCCACAAGAUUUGAAUGAGGAGACAAGGAUUUCAAUUAAUAAAAUUGUUAGAAGCAUCGCUAGGCGUUUUAUGGCUGUUGGGCCAUUUAAUCUUCAACUGAUUGCUAAAGACAAUAAACUUUUUGUUAUUGAAUGCAAUUUACGUUUUCCAUUCAUUUCUAAAACACUUGAUUUUGAUUUUGUUGGUCUCGCAACUAGGGCGAUGAUGUUUUCUGGCGAACCAAAGGAUUUUACUUUUAAACCUCCACCAAAACCAAAUAAAGUUGGAGUAAAGGUCCCACAAUUUUCUUUUACUCGUCUUUCUGGCGCAGAUGUUGUUAUGGGUGUUGAAAUGCUUUCUACUGGCGAGGUUGCUUGCUUUGGACUUAAUCGUCAAGAGGCUUACCUUAAAGGACUUCUUUCAACUGGUUUUCAGUUACCUACUAGGGCAAUUUUCUUGUCGAUCGGCGGACCUUUUGCUAAAGAUGAAAUGCUGCCAAGUGUCAAAAUUUUAUCCAAACUCGGAUAUGUUCUUUAUGGGAGUAAAGGAACAGCUUAUUAUUACUCUUGUAAAGGCAUUCCAGUAAGAAUAUUUUUAAUUCUUUUAAAUUUUUGUAUUAAGAUAAAACAACUUGAGUGGCCCUUUGAUGAUAUAACGUCGGGAGAAGAUUGCAAUGAUUUAUCAACCUCAAAAAUGUCUACUGUCAAUACAACAAUAACUGACUAUGUUGCAAAAAAGAAUAUUGAUCUUAUGAUAAAUUUGCCAAUUCGUGGAUCUGGAACUUAUCGCGUUAGUGCUUAUAGAACAUUUGGAUAUAAAACUCGCAGAAUGGCAAUUGAUAGUGGAAUCCCUCUCAUUACUGAUAUUAAAUGUGCUAAACUUUUUAUUCAGUAGACUGAAUAUAUCCC